Tetrahymena thermophila SB210 is the source of this 1440-nucleotide messenger RNA. RefSeq lists its product as hypothetical. The record is from RefSeq and is a predicted model, not a curated record. NCBI's taxonomy places the organism in Eukaryota, Ciliophora, Oligohymenophorea, Hymenostomatida, Tetrahymenidae. The transcript has 5 exons.
AUGAGCACUCAUAAUUAAUCCUAUUUGUAGUUUGAAAUAGGAAAGUAGUUUGAGUUAGAUUUAGCUAACAUUAUUAAAGGAAUAGCAUUUUCAGAAAUAUCUAUAGAGAAUUUGAAAAUAAAAUCAGCCGAAGAUCCUCAUUUCGAUAUUUUUAUGGCCUGGGAAUGUAUUGAUAUCUAUAAAAAAGGUUAAAUUACACCGCCAUAGCUUUCUUUGUUUUUAGGUAAGAACCACACACCAUGCUCAGAAUACGAGUCGAUGUAUUUGAUCAAUUUGAUUUCAAAAGGCAAAGAAGUGCUUUAAGAAUAAGAAUUUAUAGAAUGGUUUUUGCCUUACACAAAUUAUAACUUAAAAGUUCUCGCAUUAAGAAGAAGAGAAAAUAAUUUGCAACUUAGACGUAUUCAUAACAUGGAUGAUAAUGUUGUUAAACAGACUUCUUAAAAGUAAGCAUCUGAAAUAUUGGGGUCUGAGCUUGGAUUUUAUAGAGAUAUUGACAAAUUAAAGCAAUAAUUUGUAAAAGAUCACUCCUAUAAUAUACAUGACAUUUUUAAGUGUAUUGAAGUUAAUGAAAAUGGCUUAUUUGAUUAUUAAGGGUUGAAGAAUUUCAUGAAGAAACUAAAUAUCCUAUUUAAUGAAGAAGAAUGCUUAGGAUUUUUUUAUAGAUGCUGUGCAAUUGAUAACCAUAAAAAGGAAAUAUCAUAUGAAGAGCUGGCUUAGAGCAUCAUUCCAAAUGAACCUUUCUUGUUCAAGGCUUACUAAAAUACAUUUAAUUCUAAUGAUAUAUAAAAAUAUAUGCUUAAAAAGGCUGGGGAUUUCAAUUUUGAUGUAACUCCUUUAUCGUUUGGGAAAAAGCCGCCCAUAGAGAAAAAAAAUAUGAUGCAGCAUUUUUAUCCAUUCAGAAAAUGCUUUGAUCCCUACUCAACUGGAAAAGUAGAAUUUAGCAGAGAUUAAGGAUAUAUGGCUGAAUUAACUCAUUAUAAUUAGACCUAUUUUAAUCCAAGCAAAGAUAAUAGUUGCAUGAUUAGAAAUAGCAAUAAAAAUGGUGGUAUUAGAACUCACGAUCACUUUUAUGAUAGAUAUUAUGCUUUAUUAUAUGAUAGAGAGAAAUCUGAGAUACUAUAUAACAAAUUAGGUAAGAAGUAUGUCUAUGAUUAAAAAAUCAAUGAUCUGAAAGAUGAUAUGUAAAAAGGUGUAUCAAUAACAUAAAGCAGAAUGCGUUCUCAUAGCUCAUAUAAUCCUAAUAGGACUAAUAUUCAUAUACAAAAGCAAAGCCAAUUUGAUCCAACUGAUAGAAUUAAUGGUAAUUUUAUAGAUCAUCCUGCCAAUAAAAAGUCCACACAACCUAAUAUGUAUACUCAAGAAAGUCUAGGAAAAGGAGGAUAUAGAGAUAACACCCCGACGAUGAGAUACGGAUAAAAGUUUAGUGAUGAUGAUUUCUGA